AUGAAUAAUCAAAAAUAAGAUGAUGAAAAAUACAAAAAAUUUUAAUGCAAAAUAUGUUUAGAUCUAGCUACAGAACCUGUUAUCACACCAUGUGGUCAUCUUUAUUGUUGGUAAUGUCUUUAUACUGUAAAUUAUACAAUAUAUAUUUAGUGGGCUUAAAAGAAGAAUCCAUUAGUAUGUCCAUAUUGUUCAAAUGUUUUUGAAUUAAAUAAAGUCACUACCAUUUUUACAGGAGAUUCAAAAGAAUCUAAAUAAUCAGAAAUUCCUAAAAGACCUUCAAAUCCAAGACAAGAAUAAAACAAUUAAUAAUAACAAAAUUAACAAUUUGGAAACUUUUAAUUUGGUUUCAGUUUUGGAAUGCCAUUUAUGAUGAUGUCCAAUUUUAAUUUUGGAUAAGGACAAUAAGCUAACAAUAGAAGUUUUAUCUUUAUAUUCUUUCUUGGAUUUUUCCUCAUGAAUUUCCUUCCUUUAUUUAAUUCUUAUUUUCAAGAAGUACCAUAAUAAACAUAAAGACAAUCAAGAAGACAUUAAGAAUCAUCUGAAGAUUAUUUUACAAGCAUUGGAAUAAGCUUUGCAAUUAUUCUUGGUUUUGCUGGCCUCAAUUAUGUGGCUAAAAAAAUUGUGAAUAAUUGAUAAACG
Paramecium sonneborni is the source of this 639-nucleotide messenger RNA. The record is from the annotation of a GenBank genome assembly. Lineage: Eukaryota; Ciliophora; Oligohymenophorea; Peniculida; Parameciidae.